UUGUGUUAAACUUUGGUGGUUGCAGGGCACUCUUUGAAUUGAAUGCAGUGACCGCCUCGAGUCUGCUCCAAACCUACAACACGACCUGCGCAAACUCUGGUAUCGCUCGAAGAGCUGUAAGUCAUGUCGUCGUGGUGAGGUGUUCACUCCAAGUGUAGGCGUCCGUGAGGUGGAGGAUGCAUCAGCCCCCUCACGGGAAAAAGCAGAUUACAUACAUGGAGCGUUAUAUUGACCAGCGCUGGAAAGAAAGAAAGAGACGAACGGAGCGAAGGCAAGCGGCUCUGUGGCCAGAGCUAGCCAUAGGCUGCGUCACUCCUGGGGAGCAGCAAAGCGAAGCAAGGCAACGCUGCAAGGUGGGGAAUCGACAUCGUCCAUGUACUUAGCCAGGGCAUUUUAGAAGGACGGCUUAAAUCGGACUUGGCAAUGCGUAGGUGGGAUUCCUUCGGUACCGACUUCGCUUUUCAUGCAGUGAAGUGUCCACAUUUGCAUGAAAGUAGGUGGAGAUAAUCACUAUUUCAUACUUUACAUAUACUACUUCGAUACUCUUAAUCCUUGUGUCUACUGGCCACGGCCGCACUCGACUUGUCUUGCUUUCCCUUGGCCUGUCUUGGCUUCGCUUGGCAAGUCUGUUUCAGAUUCUCUUUCUCCGCGUUCUUUCUCGAAGCCUCAAUCUUGACUCUCUGGACAUUCGAUAGACCUGGAACUGAAACCACGCAGCACCUCGAAAAUUUCAAUCAAGGAUUUUUUCCAACGAACUCAACCAAACAGCCUCCCCCUACCUUCGGGACGAGGUGUGACUUGUCUAAUGCCACAUUCUUCGAGCCAGACCGGACGUAUUUAUUCCAUGUCCCGGGUGAUAAGAUCGGAAAAGCUCGUCAGGACUAGGAGCUCCGAAUGGGUGUUUUGUCUCAACUGUCAAUUGAAGAGAGUGGGUGUGUGUUGAACGUCCCCGCAUCGAGCAGAGCGAAAAUUAGGUGCUCAUUGAGGAACGCUUGAUGGAGCUCCAGUCGAGAGCAAGCACGCGACUCAGAACUCCAGAAAGGGAACCAUAGUGGAGAUAAUGACCUUCAAGUUUGCCGCUAUUUAACUUCCUGGGCAACUGAAUGCUUCGUUCUAGAGUGAGGCUUCGACACGAGGAAGGUAGGACUUCUUCCAUCUCGAAUUCACAAUCUUCCAAGGCGUAAGCACACUGGAGGGGACCAUGACCAUAACAGUUGUUGAUUCCAUUGGCUAUGCGCUUCCCUUUCCUUAUCCAACACGAGCUGAAAGAGAACGGCACCUCUCUUCCGAUCAGAACAACAACGGCUGCAUCUGAGUGCACGAAUCUGGCCAGCAUAGAUCGUUAGAUCCAGUUUUACUCGACCGACUUGCGAGAACUGGAGCCCGAGACUUGAGCAGGUGAUGACGGCCAGCAUAUUAUUUUUGAGCCGUGCAGCGUCCUCUUCGCGGGGACCUGUUGAGUACAGUGAGGUUGCUUAUGCCUGUUGUUCCGUGCAGAAAAGGCGAAGAAGAAGUUGCUCUUGAACCAUGGCAAGCAACAGGAGCCCAGGCAGAAGACGGUCAACGGAUGAGCCACGCAUGGAGUGCACUCAUGAGCUUGCAGGUUUCAGAUCUCUAGCCAUAAGGUGAGAAAGGGCAGGGUCGCCAUCGCCCGCACGCAAGGCACUUUUAAUCAGGCAGAGUCUGGUAAGAAUAACCGCAACACUUGCAUAGCGUCGAAGGUGGAUUGUAUUGUUUCGAAAAAAUAUAGUUCCAUAUUAGCUGGGGACGAGAAUCAGGAACGGGUGUUGUGGAACAUUCAAGAUGGUGCCAUUCUCCGAGGUGUCCAUCGCGUCGUCGGCUGGAAGGCCCUCCUGAUCUCCGUGAGGGUGGUGCAGGUGGGAAGAGUGGUAGAUUAUUGGAGGUGAUCGUCAUCUUCUCAAGAGCUAGCUGCCAAGCUCUAUCAGGGAACAGGUGUGAAAUACUUACAGUACAUUCCAAGCUAUUUCAAGAGUCAAAUUGUGCUAUUGGCCAUUUGAUGAAAUGCUUUGCUACUUCUUGUACCCGUUUUCCGUCACAUACACCACUGGCCGAACCUCCACACUUCUUCUCCACUUCUUAAACAGCGAGAACAGCCACUGACCGACCUGACGGCUACUUCAGCAGAAUUAUGAGUCGUUGAUGCAAUGGUGGGAUACGAGUCCAGCAUGGUUAUUGUGGAUGAGGUAGGUGAAAUUUCAGAGCCCUCCAGGAUGUUCUGGGACGUCGACAACGAGUCUAUCACCAGACUCGUGGACAUUAGUACAUUCACAUCCAUUAAAUUGUCAAACGAAAACAUCGCAGUCGCAGAGUAGCACCCAACUGACGUACGGGAGUCCAGUCUCCUCCAACAUUCUAUCAGACACUACUCCAAGUUUCUCGGACCAGAGCACUCCCAACAUAAACUUAUGUCUUUGGCUCCCGAAACAAUCGUAGUUCCGACUUUUACAUGAGCUGGGAGAUUCACACAAGAGCGUGAGCUACACAUGUAAACGCACGCCUCAAUUCCACGUUGAUUUACUCACUCAGCAGCAUCGAGAUCUGGCAACUAGAAGCAAUUAGACGUGGCGAAAUGUCUCUGUUCUUUACUGCACAUCCUUCGAUCUGCAGCUUGACGGAUGAAAAGUACAGCCCUUCAAGCUCGAGCAGGGCCGAUCGAUCUUUGCCGACGAAGUAAACAAUGCGUCUCCUAUGAAGCUCGAACCAGAUCUCGGGCACGAGAACAAGAAGUAAUGAGGUUCAGCUUCAAAAGUGAGUCUGUCUAAGAGCUCGAGACCAUAGCGCUAGUGACAAUGAAAGGGUGUUGACUCCCAUUGCAAAGAUUGAGCAGUCACAAGAAUGAUUAAGCAGAGUACAGAGUGUAUUUGACUCGUCGGAUUAGCUUCUUUUCCAGGACGAGCUGUAUUCGUGUUUGUUGAGCCUGUUGAUGUGGACGUCCCAAUAAUUCGUGUUUGUGGUUCGAAACCAGACCCGAAACGGUGCGCUCCAACUUUAGACUAAAAGCGCUGGGACCUCAUAGACGAGCAACCAUGUGCGGUUAGGCACUUCAGAUUCUAAUAUAAAACCACAUUACUGACAGGCAAGAAUAUGUAUUAUCACCCGAAAAUAGGGAGCGAAACUGGAUGAAGAUCAAUGAAGAGAAUUUGAGAAGAACAAAGAGUCGAAGCGCUUUGGCUGGCGUCCAUUCAUUGCUGAAAGCAGUAGAGUUUAUAGAGAGAAAAGCAAAUGAUCGACUGUCAUAGGAUAAACAGUAAUGCAGAAAGUUGUGAAAACUGAGUAAAUGAUCAAAUCAUUACAGCUCAGAACCUAGAAAUAUAACACAUAACUUGAUUCUGAAGAUUGUGUUCUUAAUAUUCAUGUGAGAAAUGAGAUGAGGAACACUCAAAAGCAACAAGUAAGGUUGGA
Marchantia polymorpha subsp. ruderalis is the source of this 3423-nucleotide messenger RNA. The record is from the annotation of a GenBank genome assembly. Lineage: Eukaryota; Viridiplantae; Streptophyta; Marchantiopsida; Marchantiales; Marchantiaceae.